ACUGAUAAAAGCUACAAUCAUGAGUAUUUUAUUGUUGUAUUCUACAUAAAAAUGCACACAUUUCCAUAUAUAAUACUUCAUGUAACGGCUAAUUUACAAUGGUACAAAAAUUAUGUCAAAGUGACGAAAUAAUUUCCGAGAUGUGUCACAGAUACUUUUUAGUGCGGCAAGAAAGAAAUUCGCGCUUGCGCGCCUGCGUAACGAUUGUAAACAAAACAACACCUUGAUCCGUGAACUCCCAGCAUCCCCCAAGGCGCAUGAUUCAAAAGUUUUAGGCUGGUAGGCCUAUAAGUAUUUUUCCGCGAAUUUUAAAAAAAACUUUUGUAUGUCGACGUAAAAUACGUCCAGUCGGCACCCGAGAGACAAAAAAUGUCGACGUAAAAUACGUCCAGUCGGCAGUAAAGGGUUAACUGAUAUUCUUGAUGUUUGUGCCAGAUUGAUUCCUUUGUGGUGAGGAGUCUUGUUUUGUAUAAGAAUGUUUGAUAUGCAGUGUCAAUGAAAGCAAGCUGAAAAUGAGCUAGGAUUAUUUUGAACUUGCAGAAGACCUGGGUGCAGCCUACCAUUCCGUGAGAUGUAGACUUUGUGUUAACAUGGAUGAAAAUUGUUUACUUCAGUACUUCCUCUGAAAGAAAUUAUUAAAAAGAAAAUAUACCACUGCCUACUGCAAUAGCUGAUGAAUCUCAUUGUGUACGCUUUACAGAAAAGUAUUUGGUGAGAAAUCAUCUUGUAAUAUUGAUGAAAGUAAUGACAAAAAUGUGGAUUUUUUUUACAGAAAAGUAACAUGGUGGGGGAAACCAAUAACUUGUGCAGAAUGUCAAAGUACUUUUUCCCACUUGAGCCAUCAUCUCUGAAGCCACAUGAGAAUCCAUACUGGAGAGAGACCAUAUCCUUGCACAGGAUGCCAUACUUUUACUUAAAUCGUCUCAACACUGGGAUGAGAAUUCCUACUGGAGAGACAAUUCACUCGCACUGGAUGCCAGAAAGGUUAUCAUCAUUUCUCUCUCCUCCACUCGAAAUACCCAUACUGGAGAGAAGCAGCCAUUCACUGAGCCGAAGGUGUUUUUCUCUAUCCCAUGUUCACAGAAGGCACAUGAAAACUCAUACUAGGUAGUAAUUAUUUAUAUGCCCUGGGUGUUCAAGGAGCCUUUUCUAUCUCAGAAUGCACAUUCAAUUCAUAUAAGAACAAGGUGUGAUCCGACUUCCAGCUUACUCGGACACAUGCAAGAUUUUCCCCUCACACAUAAGUUGCAAACAUUAUAUAUCUAACUUAACGUGAAGUGGUCAUCGUAAUUAAUACUCAUACUUAGUACUGUUCAUACUAACAACAAGAAUUAAAUGAAGAGGACACAAAUUAAACACGUUCAUAUAGUCUUAGGUAUAAGUGAAAACACAAAGUGAUUGAACAGAAACAUAGCCUAAAUUCAGAACACCAAAUAAAUUCAAACCUGCUAAAAUCUAUGGUCAAAUGGAGCCUUGUUUCACCAAUGAAAUAUAAAAUGAAUAUGUUAUAUUUAGCAUAAUGUGCAUAACAUGCACAUUAUUUAUUUUUUACAUUUUCGGUCUAAUAAAUAGAUUAUAAAUCUCCUGUCCUAAAAUUCCUAUAACUUUAUAUGCAAAAAAACCUUUUUCAGACCUUUUUGGCCCUUCCUUCGACCUUUCUUAAUCCACCAACAAGAACAACAACAAAGUAAGCAAAAAAGCCAUUCUUCUGUAAAUAGAGUUAUAAUACUCCCAACUCAUGAAGGAAAGGUGCUGUUCAUUUGAUUGUUAAAAUUCGGGUAAUUCAGGAAUUUGUGGCAAAGUAGAAAUUGGCUGAAUUGUCAACCAACUUUGGCCUAAAUAAAUUUGUUGAUUCCAGACAGAUCCAAGGAUGUUGUUUUAUUUCUUUUGAGGUAAAUUUUGUCCAAAUGAUGAUCAUUGCAUUGUGGUAUUUGUUUUCCUUGAGAAUGCUUAUUUUAGAGUUGUUAUGAAUGGUGCUAUUCAGAACAUGUCUUUCUCAGAUUUUUUAUUUCAUUUCAGGGAAAUUUCAUCACAUCCUUACUAGGAUUGAGUAUUGGACAUCCUGUGAAAAUGGAAGCUGAAAAAUCGUCAUCAUUGCUGUUAAUCAAAGAAGAGAAGGAGAAUUUGGAGGAGGUUCUUACUGAAAGCACUGGGGAAGACUCUUCGUUUGCAGACCCCUUCUUAGAAGUCAAGGCAGAACCAGAGUUUUUUGACAGUGAUGAAUUUGAUGUGAACUCAUCCCCAUCUAUUAAGUAUGAGGAGGAGGACAGCUCUUCAAGCUGUGAUGAUGAAAGUGGAAAGAUCUGUAUUGCAGAAGAAAAUAGACAUUUGGGAAGAAGUAACACAGAAGGGAAGCGAAUAACUUGUGCUGAAUGCCAAAGGACAUUUUCAUACAUAAGCCAACUGAAAUCCCACAUGAGAACUCAUACAGGAGAGAAACCAUAUACUUGUUCUGUAUGUCAAAGAAGUUUUUCUUUUCAAAGUCAUCUCAAAAGACACCUGAGAACUCAUACGGGAGAGAAACCAUACACUUGCUCUAUAUGUCAAAGAAGUUUUUCUAUGCAAAAUCAUCUUAAAGCACACAUGAGAACUCAUACAGGAGAGAAACCAUAUACUUGCUCUAUUUGUCAAAGAUGUUUUUCUCAAUCAAGUUAUUUUAAAAUACACAUGAGAACUCAUACAGGAGAGAAACCAUUCACUUGCUCUAUAUGUCAAAGAAGUUUUUCUAUUCAAAAUCACCUUAAAACACACUUGAGAACUCAUACAGGAGAGAAACCGUAUAGUUGCUCUAUAUGUCAAAGAAGUUUUUCUCAUCAAAGUAGCCUCAAAACACACAUGAGAACUAAUAGAGGAGAGAAACCAUAUGCUUGCUCUAUAUGUCAAAGAAGUUUUUCUCAUAAAUGUCAUCUCAAAACUCACAUGAGAACUUAUACAGGAGAGAAACCAUAUAUUUGUUCUAUAUGUCAAAAAAGUUUUUCUCAUCCAAGUGGUCUCGUGAGACACAUGAGAAUUCAUAUAGGAGAGAAACCAUAUACUUGCUCUACAUGUCAAAGACGUUUUUCUCAAUCAAGUCAUCUCAAAAGACACGAGAAUUCACACUAGACAGAAACUGUAUUUUCAUACAAUCAACUUACCUGUCAGAUAUAUACAUAGCUAAGACUCCGUCGUCCCCAACAGAAAUUCAAAUUUCGCGGCACGCUGCAGGUAGGUCAGGUGAUCUACCGUCCUGCCCUGGGUGGCAGGAUUAGGAACCAUUCCCGUUUUCUAUUCAUAUUUUCUCUGUCGCUUGGAAUGUAAACAACGUUUGCAGUUCCUCCUGUCUUGAUUUUUGGAUUUCAUCGUCAUCGAUCUUCUGGGCUAUCUUUUGCAGGGAAGUACUGGAUCUUUGGUUCGGCAUACGCAUAUUAAUUUGUUUUAAUAACUUUGGCUUCGAAAAUUUCGAAGAAUUGUUUACAUGUAACUACCGAACUUUUCGGUAGACACUCUCAUAGUUUGCAAGAAGAAAAAUUUUAAUAUUUAUUCAUAAUAACGUGUAGUAAAUGUUAGAAUUGAUUGAGCUAACUUCCUUCUUGAGGAAGUCAGGAAUAGAAUUAGUUACGCUUCCUUUAGAAGUUUUUAUAGCUCUC
Messenger RNA from Macrobrachium nipponense, 3626 nucleotides. Its product is annotated as gastrula zinc finger protein XlCGF52.1-like. Bases 2071 to 3102 code for a protein of 343 amino acids. The transcript has a single exon. The record is from RefSeq and is a predicted model, not a curated record. Lineage: Eukaryota; Metazoa; Arthropoda; Malacostraca; Decapoda; Palaemonidae.